AUGUCCAAGCCCACCCUUUGGUUGCGCUGCGAGAAGAAAGCCUUUGAGAGGCGUGCAGCACUCACCCCCACAACCUCAAAGAAGCUAAUCGAUGCAGGCUUUGACAUCUAUGUCGAGCGUGAUGAUCAGCGAAUCUUUGAUGAUUCCGAGUAUGAGGCGGUCGGGUGCAAGUUGGUCGACAACAGUACAUGGACAUCUGCACCGACAGACGUCCCGAUCAUCGGAUUAAAGGAGCUCCCUGAGUCGGACGAGCCCCUCCCCCAUACACAUAUCCAAUUCGCGCAUUGUUUCAAGAGACAGGCGGGCUGGGACGAUGUGCUGGGGAGAUUCCAUCGCGGUGGAGGUACCUUGUACGAUCUGGAAUUCCUCAAUGAUGCAAACGGCAGGAGGGUAGCGGCAUUUGGUUUCCACGCUGGGUUUGCCGGUGCCGCAGCUGGAGCACUGGCUUUGGCGGCGCAGAAGAAGGGAGAGAAACUGGGCCUGCUGGAACCCUAUCCGAAUGAGGAUGCUAUGGUUAGUGGAGUCAAGGAGGCUCUCGGAGGCAGUGGCAAGGGCGUCCGCGCCCUUGUAAUUGGUGCACUCGGGAGAUGUGGUAGGGGUGCCGUUGACCUAUUCAGGAAGAUCGGUCUGGAAGAAGAUGAUAUCGUCAAGUGGGACCUCGCUGAAACGGCAAAAGGUGGCCCAUUCCAAGAGAUCCUUGAUGUCGAUAUCUUCGUCAACUGCAUUUACCUGUCGUCCUCAAUUCCACCUUUCCUUACUCGGGACCAGAUCAUCGCAGCGGGGCCCAGCCGCAAGCUGUCCGUUGUUGUGGAUGUGAGCUGCGACACGACGAACCCUUUCAAUCCCAUACCAAUAUACAACAUUAACACUACUUUCUCCGAACCCACGGUCGGUGUUGAUGUCGGGAGUGUCAAUCCGCCCUUGUCGGUUAUUUCCAUUGACCAUCUGCCCACUUUGCUUCCGCGGGAGGCAUCAGAACAGUUCAGUGCAGACCUACUCCCCUCGCUGUUGGAAUUCCCCAAGCGCAGUGAAGCGCGCGUGUGGACGGACGCAGAGAAGCUAUUUAAAGAAAAACUUGCGGAGGCCGCCCAGGAACAGAGCGCAAAGAAAUAG
Molecule: messenger RNA, 1113 nt
Organism: Pleurotus ostreatus (oyster mushroom)
Lineage: Eukaryota; Fungi; Basidiomycota; Agaricomycetes; Agaricales; Pleurotaceae
Gene: LYS1
Product: Saccharopine dehydrogenase
Exons: 4
Coding region: 1-1113 (370 amino acids)
Cellular component (GO): cytoplasm
Molecular function (GO): saccharopine dehydrogenase (NAD+, L-lysine-forming) activity
Source: RefSeq, a predicted model, not a curated record